Messenger RNA from Theobroma cacao (cacao), 1002 nucleotides. RefSeq lists its product as uncharacterized. NCBI's taxonomy places the organism in Eukaryota, Viridiplantae, Streptophyta, Magnoliopsida, Malvales, Malvaceae. The record is from RefSeq and is a predicted model, not a curated record.
UGUCUUAAUCAAACGUGUGAGUUUGAUGUCGUUUUGGUGACUAACAAUGUUUUCUCUCACCUCUCACCCCAUUUCUAUCUUCUUCUUUCUUUGUACUUGUUCAUCUGUCUUUUCCUGAAAAUCUCCAUUAUUCGACAACCAUAAGAAGGACGACAACUCCGUAAAUCUGAGAUCAAAGAGAAGGUGAGAAGGAUAUAUAUAGUGAUUGUUGAAGGUCGGUGUCUACGAAAAAUGGUGGCUUCUUCUGGUGCUGCUAAAUCAGCGAAGACCAACAAUCGCAAACAAACGGGUAGCAUAGCAAAAAGAACUUAUUUUAAAAAAAGAGCAAACGAAGCUCCAGCUAAGGGAAGGGCGAAACAGGUGGUGGGCGAAAGAUCCCGGGCAAACGAAGAGAUGAUGUUUGAGGAACUUGAAAAUAUGGAGGUCGAGCUCAACGAAACGGGGCCAAUGUUCCCGCAGAUGCAAGCUGGAAACCAGAUGAUGGGAGAUGAAGCAACACGUAUGAGAAAUGAAAUACAUGAACUACGGGGAGCUCUUCAGAUAUUGGCGGCAGAUGUGGAACGGAUGAAGCAAAUUCCCCGUGAAUGGAACGUCGACGGGAGAAACUUUACUUCUUUUGACGAGGCGCAAACUUGGAUUCUGUCGCAGACCUAUGGUCAAGGUUCAGGCACGAACAACACCAGCAUGACUGCCUCUGCUGCUGACGAUCUCAUGGAUCUUGACAUAGAGAGUUUGUCAGGACAAAACACAUAAGGCUUGCAGACAUCUUUACCAAAGGCUUGACGAGAUAAAUUCAAGCUUAUGAGAAGGAGGUUAGGAGUUCAGCAAGUGUUCAAUCAAGGGGUAUGUUGAAAAGUGCUGGAAGCCCGGGCUGACAGAAGUGGUAAAGGACUUUGUUAAAUUGUAGCUGUGUUGGUUGGUAGUAAAAUGUAAAUGUUUGUGUCGUUUUAAUGUUAUCAGUGUUAACUAAACGAUUGUUCAUGAGCCGUUCAAGUGUAUUAG